AUGAGUCACCAUCACCACCCUCGAAGGAUUUUGACACCUGGAGCGUUGAGAAAGCGGAAAGAGAGAGAAAUAUUUUACUCAUUAAAGCUGUCGGCUUCGGCUCAAGCCGCUGCUAAUUCAACAGAUUCUGAAGCAGUUUCCCCUGAGCCAAAAUGCUCUAAUCGGCUUUUAGCCGGGUACAUGGCUUAUGAGUUCUUAACGAGGGGGACUUUAUUCGGUCAAAAGUUUGAUCCGGCUCGAACCGAGGCCGUGUCGUUGGAGUCGAAGAGGUUGAAGCCAGAAGUACCAGAGCAGCAGCAGGCGACCGUUGUUAAGGAGCAUAAGAGUUUUGCUGAGGUGGCAACCAUAUUGAAGACGGAUGGGGCCCACAUCCCAGGUAUAGUCAAUCCUACUCAGCUGACACGGUGGAUCCAGAUGUGA
This is a messenger RNA of Mangifera indica (mango), 420 nucleotides long. RefSeq lists its product as uncharacterized. NCBI's taxonomy places the organism in Eukaryota, Viridiplantae, Streptophyta, Magnoliopsida, Sapindales, Anacardiaceae. The transcript has a single exon. Bases 1 to 420 code for a protein of 139 amino acids. The record is from RefSeq and is a predicted model, not a curated record.